CAACCAGGACACCAAUAUUCUAGAACAAUGCUUGAACACAUCCCGAGCACAACAACAACACUUCAUCAACAGACCUGCGACGAAGAAGACUUCACGUAAGUCAUCGAUAAUCAAAGACUUUCUAGAAUAGCUCAGCCUCGGCUCUCAUUCAAGCUUCCAUGUGAAGACCAUACUCAGUCUCUCACGCCCACUCCCUCUCCAUCCUAACACCUCACAUCAAACCGCCAAAAUGUCUACCGUAAGUAUCGCAAAUAUAAAAACCACAGAAGCGUCCCUCUCAACAUCCGACGGCACACCCCUCUACACAAAAACCUGGCACCCAUCCACAACGAUCAUCGUCCGUCUCGUCUUCGUGCACGGCUUCAGCGACCACUGCAAUUUCUACGGAAUCCUCUUCCCAACCCUCGCCUCAGCCGGAAUAAAAGUCUACUCCUACGACCAAAGAGGCUGGGGCCGCAGCGUAACCAAACCCUCCCAAAAAGGCCUCACAGGUCCAACAUCCCUCACAAUGUCCGACAUCACCGACUUCAUCCACGCCCUCCCACCCGAAGAGCACAAAAUCCCUCUCUUCUUGAUGGGCCACAGCAUGGGCGGAGGAGAAAUCCUCUACUACGCCGCCACAGCCCCCCAAAACAUCAAGCGCCAGAUUCGAGGGUAUUUGGCCGAAGCUCCAUACAUCCGUCUCCACCCAACCGCCAUGCCAUGGAAAAUGACCGUUCUCGCGGGAAAGAUCCUAGCAAAGAUCCUCCCUCACGCGCAAAUGCUGCAGAAACUCGACGUCGGGAAAAUCUGUCGAGAUCCGGAAGUGGGUAGAGAAUGGGAUGAAGAUCCUUUAUGUCAUGAUACCGGCACAUUAGAAGGUUUGGGCGCGAUGAUUGAUCGGGCGGCGGAGUUGGAGGAAGGGAGGGUGAGGAUAAGAGAUGAGGGGGACGAUAAGAUGAGUGUGUGGGUUGGAUUUGGCUCUGGGGAUCAAGUUUUGGAUUGGGAGGCUUGUAGGAAAUGGUUUGAAGAGGAAGUAGAGGUUGGGGAUAAGGAGUUUAGGAUUUAUGAUGGGUGGUAUCAUAAAUUGCAUGCGGAGCCGGGAGAGGAUAAGUUCAAGUUUGCGAAAGAUGUGAGUGAGUGGAUUUUGGCGAGGACAGACAACGGUGCAAGUGAGGAGAAUUUGCAGGCAACGACGAAGCCGAAGCUUUGAGGCAGUACGGGUAAUGAGAUAUGAUCGUGAAGGGUUCAUGACGUGACGAAGCUAAGCAUUCAGAAUCUGCCUUCGAGGGCCUGUUCUUCCCG
Messenger RNA from Pseudocercospora fijiensis CIRAD86, 1284 nucleotides. RefSeq lists its product as uncharacterized. Lineage: Eukaryota; Fungi; Ascomycota; Dothideomycetes; Mycosphaerellales; Mycosphaerellaceae. Gene Ontology annotation, cellular component: membrane. Gene Ontology annotation, molecular function: lipase activity. The record is from RefSeq and is a predicted model, not a curated record. Bases 230 to 1192 code for a protein of 320 amino acids. The transcript has a single exon.